AUGUCAUGGCUGCAUGACGUCUCUAGGAAAAUGGAGAAGAUCUGCCUAGGAUCUCAAGACUUGGGAGAUAAUGAUGACAGCAAUGACAAAUUCAGCUACUUCUGUCACUCCUUACAUCCUCCGACCCAGUGCAAGGGCUAUGACAGCUUGGGUGACAGUCAGGUAGAGGAUCUGGGAGAACCCAUUCCAUUUUUCCUAAAUCUCAGGCACUCUUACAUGGUGAAAGACAGAGUGAAAACCAGAAUGUAUGCCAAGACGUUGGGUGAACAUGCACUGGAGCUUGAGGAAAAAGCUCUGGAGUUUCAGAAGCCAUUUUAUGAAGACACAGAAAUUCCUGGUAACUUGUCCAAAGAAGAGGACCACAGCUGGACCAAUCCUCUUCCUGUGCAUCAAACGUUGCAUGUUCUUCAAACUGCCAGUACAGCACCAGGCGGCUCUUAUGACUCUUUCCAGUGUGGCAUGGGCAAGCACUUGGGGAUGGAUGCCUUUGCCCCGUGGGCCUAUGCUGAUGACCCUUACCUGGGGUACCCAGAGCACACCAGAGGAGCAGAGCCCCAUAUGAUGCCUGAGCAGGCCAUCGAGGGAAGAGAGGUCCCUUCCCUGCUCCUGGCAUAUGAUGUGCUCAGGACGGAGAACACCAUGCUCAAGAGGGUGAUCAGGAACUUGCAGAGCUCCUUGGAGAGACAGGCGUGCAUGGUACAGAACCUGGAGAAGCAUCUGAGGGCCAGCUUGGCCAAAGAGGAGAGUAAAGCCCAAGAGCUGCAGUACUUUGUCCAGCAGACUGAGCAGAGUCUGCACCUAAUGACUCAGCGGGCUCUGGAGGCAGAAAGCAAUGUGGAGAAGCUGAAAGAGGAGAUCUCUGUUCUCCAGGGAGAGCUGCAGUGCUCCAAGGCAGAGAAUGAAAAUCUGAAAGCAGGCCAAACAAUGGACAUGGGGGAAGUGAAGCACAACAUAGACUUCGCUUUGCAGAACCUCCACAAGAUAAUAACAGGUGCAAACUGGUCCAUCAGACAGCUUGCCUCUGGAGCAGAGUCACUCUGUUUUGUUGCUGAGGUCCUUAAAUCUACUGGCAGAAUUUCCACAGCUGAAGCAGAGAAAGAGUCAUGA
Messenger RNA from Indicator indicator, 1107 nucleotides. Its product is annotated as endosome-associated-trafficking regulator 1-like. Gene Ontology annotation, biological process: positive regulation of protein localization to cilium; positive regulation of cilium assembly; regulation of cytokinesis. The transcript has a single exon. The record is from RefSeq and is a predicted model, not a curated record. The coding region runs from base 1 to 1107 and encodes 368 amino acids. NCBI's taxonomy places the organism in Eukaryota, Metazoa, Chordata, Aves, Piciformes, Indicatoridae. Gene Ontology annotation, cellular component: midbody; centrosome; ciliary basal body.